UCCGUUAUCAAAUUUGUUGACAGGCGGGAAUCUGUGAUUAUCUUACGAACGGAAAUAGCCUACGCAUUCCCAUGUUACGCACACUUGUAUAAAGAAACAUAAACAUAGUUGAGAAAACAUUUAUGAGUUAAAUCUACAUAAUCAAAUAUAAACGGUAGGCCCCAUAGAAUACUAGGCCCAGGAUAAGCAGAUAAAAAAGUACGGGUAUCCAAAUUUUCCUACCUCCCCCUACACUCGCAUUUCGUAAUGCAGACCACUUUAGUGGACUGCCCGACUCGACACCAGUCUUGAUCAAGAGUAAAUGGCAGGAUUUCUGUUUAUUCUUUAUAUUCCUAUACCUGAUAACGAGUCAGAGAUAUACAGCAGCUUUGCUGCAGGCUUAGAUGACACCAUAUCAAAGAAACCACAGCCGCGCUUACGUAAAAGGAAAUCCAGUAUCAGCUCAACUUUCAGAAGUAGUAACAGUAUCUCUAGCAAUGCAUCUGCAGGAAAACAAGAAGCUAAUCGACGACCGGAGCGCUCACGCACCAGGCGCCCGUCCGGAAAGAAGGACGUGACACAUCACCAGGGGGAGCUUACUUCCACGAACCCUGACGAGCCAGCCACACCGGCGCCAUCUGUGAUAUGCACCGACGCAGUCGAUGCACCGCCGAUCGUCACGCCAGGGGGAGCCCGCGGCGACGACUCGCCUGCGAGAAAACACAGCCAGGUGGCGCUGGCGAAGAGCGCUGAGGACGCCAGCGACUCCGCGGUGUCCGCGGGCACGCUCGACCGCGAUUCGAAGAACGGCGCCUCCGGGUACGAUUCUGACUCGGAAUCUGGAAGCGCCGCCAACGACGACGUCUACCUACUGUCGACGGAUGCGGAGAAUAGAGAGGACGUCGCCGCCGGCGACGCCGCAGAUGCAGCGGCGGCCGCUCCCUCGUCGCCUGGGUCGCCCAAGCUCGUGGACUUCUUGGAAAAUGUUCCGCUAGCGCAUGUGUUAAAGCAGGCAAUGGGUGCUUUCAAAAUAACCAAUGACACCUGGAUGAAGGUCAGAUGUGGGAAAAUUUACCAGGUGACGUUUGCUGUAAAGACGGUUGAACACUGUGAAGAGCUACUCAACAAACUCACCGGGUUGGGCGUGGGGAGGACGGACGACUCGUCGAUGUGCGUCAUACCGCUGGGAGUCAGCUACGGCCUGAGCGAGGUCACGAGCGCGACGGAGGAAGAGGAGAGCCAGCCGAACCAGCAGAACUUUGCCGCCGAAAAACCGGACGACAGCGAGAAUAUCUCGCGGACGAAGCUGUUCAUGAAAUCGAUCAAGUCCCGGUUGACGGUCGCUCAGGUUGUCGAGAGCGUGAAGGCGCAGACCGUCAUGUCGUUCGACUUCAUCAUGCUGACCGUCCUCGCCAGCAUUAUCGCAGCGAUGGGACUGUGUGAGGACAGCUCGGUCGUGCUCGUUGCAAGCAUGUUAAUCUCACCACUCAUGGGACCGAUCCUCGGCGGCACGUUUGGCACCGUCAUCAAGGACACAAAGCUGCGCAAUGCCAGCAUCAUCACCGAGCUCGUCGGCAUCGCCAUCUGCAUCAUCACCGGUUUUAUUUUUGCACUCAUGGUCAGUGGACUCAGUGACAGCUGGGGUUCGGGGUACUGGCCAACAUAUGAAAUGAAAAGCAGAGGCAUGCUGAGGAGUUGGUAUGUCGGACUGAUGAUUGCCCUGCCCUCUGGUGCCGGGGUUGCACUGUCUGUUCUCGGAGGCAACACGGGGUCGCUGGUGGGCGUGGCCAUCUCCGCAUCACUGCUGCCACCUGCUGUCAACUGUGGCUUCCUCUGGGGAUUCGCCGUCGUGAAGAAGCUGACGUCGCUGACCUACCCGUGCGCGAACAUCAUCGCGCCGCCAGAGGGCAGCAGCUGUCGUCAGCCGGAGUACGCGGCGGAGUACAGCGACUCGCUGGCGGCGGAGGCGCUCAUGCUCGGCGCUGUCAGCCUCGUUCUCACGCUCCUCAACAUCAUCUGCAUCUUCGUGAUGGGCGUCGUCGUGCUGAAGAUAAAGGAGGUCGCUCCUUACACAAGUCAAGCAACCACUAGGAAUUUCUGGAAACAAGAUAUCAAAAUUGCAAGAGACUACAAUCAAACGGUAAAGGGAGAAGACUCGAUUGGGAUGGGUAAACAACUGUUGGAAGAAUUAAAGUCGCAGGCAGUGACUUCUGAGAACACGAGACUCCUCGAUCAGAUGCUGCAGGAAUUAGAAGAGGAUGACGUGUACAGAACUGCAUUGUUUACUUGCAACGGCGUACCUCAGCGGUCGAUCGCCUACAGGGAGCGAUUUCUGACGUCGCGGCCGCUCUCGCUCGACUCCUCCGUGUGCGAGACGGCCGCCUACGGUCCCGCGCGCGCCGACCGAAACGCGCCGCUCCAACACCAGAUGUCGCUACCGCACGGCUUCCUGCGGACGCAGAAUGUGUACAUGCGCGGCCCCGCGACGCGGUCCCCCUGCCGGGCGGGCAGCGUCCGCGAGGGGGCGCCGGCGUUGCGGCUGCCGCGCUCCGACUCCGCGCACAGCGUCAGCAUCGCUCGCUUCACCGUCACGAAGCUCGGCGACGGCGACCACCAGGGGGCGCCGUACGACGAGCGGGACGGCUGCCGGGCGGACGUGCCUCUGCUGGAGGCGCGCGGCGGAGACCGGACGGUUGUGCAGUUCUACGCCGACGAGAGGGCGGCACUGAGCGAGAGCAACGUCUGA
Molecule: messenger RNA, 2725 nt
Organism: Priapulus caudatus
Lineage: Eukaryota; Metazoa; Priapulida; Priapulimorpha; Priapulimorphida; Priapulidae
Exons: 17
Coding region: 302-2725 (807 amino acids)
Source: RefSeq, a predicted model, not a curated record